GAUGGGGCGGAGCGGGACGGGGCGGGUUCGAGCUGCCGGCGUGGAUCGGGCGGUACUGGCGGUGCCGGAGCGCUGGGCCCGGUGGUAGCGCGGCGUGGAGGCCGCGCUGAGCCGAGCGGCAGCUCCAUCUCCAUCUCCGUCCGUCCGGCCUGUUGUCAGGGCGCUGUGGUGGCUCCUGCCUUUAACUGCGUUGUCCUGGUCGGGAGCCGGCGGGGCCUUCCACGAGGCGUUUGGAAACCGGAGUGUUGGAAUGGAGCUAGGUGGCGAAACAGAACAGAACCUGAGGACGCCUGUCAUUCCACAAGGGACGGCGUCGCUUCGUAAAGCAAAGAAAACCACUGUAAAAACGUGUCUAGAUAACCCCUUUGUUUUCGAAUGGAAAGCCAUAGAUGGAGAUGGUAUGCAUUUCAUAUUGCAGACCUUAGAAGAAAAGAUUAAACGUAUCGGACUUAAAAAGAUAGAGACUCCAAGAAAGAAAAAACGUUCUACAAAAAACCAAGUGGAAAGCAAGUGUGAUGGUAGCAACAGCGAACUCCCUGCUGAAAAAGAAACUGAAGGCCAUCGACAAGCACUGGGAUGGACUGACGUGGGCAUCAGGAGGCAGCUUGCUAUUGGAAUUAAUGAAGUUACAAAAGCGUUGGAGAAAAACGAGCUGCUUCUCUUGUUGGUGUGCAAAUCUGCCAAACCUGCCAUGAUCACAUCCCAUCUCAUCCAGCUGAGCGCGAGUCGAGCCACGCCAGCAGGCCAGGUUCCCCGCCUCAGUGAAACGGUAGCACCGCUUCUUGGCUUAACAUCCAUUUUAGCGCUCGGCUUCAAAAGGCAGUCUGAUAAGUUCACUGACGUAGUAGAAGCGAUAAUUCCAAAGAUACCUGCUUUGGAAGUGCCGUGGUUUCAGUUCCAAACAGAAGGAUCUGCUGCAUGUGCGGAGUUGUCAGAAAUUGAUGAAGCUGAGCAGCUUGCAGAGACGCCGGAGGAGGAGCUCUCAAGCCAGAAGCGGAAGCGUUCAGAAAGCAAUCAGCUCCAUCUCUCACAUGUAAUUUUGCAGCCUUUGAAAAUCAAGAAAGUUGUUCCAAAUCCAAAUAAGAUAAAGAAGCCACCUCGCAGAAAGAAAAAAGCUUUUUCAGCAUGACUGAUUUUAGUUCAGUUCUUCAGAGCACUGUGAUUGUUUUUUACUGCCUAUGGAGUACAGCUGUAACUGAACUACUUUGUUCUGCUUUAGCAGUGUAAAGCAGUUAACUCAGGUUAACUCAUGUAUGAUGCAUCCAGGUGAGGUUCUGUCUGCUUUAAUAAAGAAUGUGGCUCCAA
Molecule: messenger RNA, 1305 nt
Organism: Coturnix japonica (Japanese quail)
Lineage: Eukaryota; Metazoa; Chordata; Aves; Galliformes; Phasianidae
Gene: RPP38
Product: ribonuclease P/MRP subunit p38
Biological process (GO): tRNA 5'-leader removal
Cellular component (GO): nucleolar ribonuclease P complex; fibrillar center; ribonuclease MRP complex
Molecular function (GO): ribonuclease P RNA binding; ribonuclease P activity
Source: RefSeq, a predicted model, not a curated record